GGGUGUAGUCAGAAACCCUGGGAAUUACAGACCUGGGAUGUCAAGGCGCCGUCUCUCGCGUUGCGCUCCGGGACUUGUAGUUUAACACCUAGAGGCACAAUAAGGGGUUAAGAUCCCACGUUAAAUGAAAGGAACUACUACUCCCAGAGGGCUACGGGCUCCUGGGCGGUGUCGGGUUUCCGUCCAGCAAUAUUUCUGAGAUUGCUUCUGAGUGAUCAGCUGGACUGGCCAGCAAGUUCAGGACACCCAGGCUUUGGUCCAGCCGGUGAUGAGAUGGGGACCGGCCAGUCUAUGUGCUUCCCAGCCAUCUCGGGACCCCACCAUGUUGGCUGCACAGACGUGAUGGUGGGUCAGAGUCUUGAGGGGAGCCUCUUCCGACUCUUCUACCCCUGCCAAGCAUCAGAGGCAAAGUGCGAGCAGCCCCUGUGGAUCCCCCGCUAUGAGUAUUGCUUGGGCCUGGCUGACUACUUGCAGUAUAACAAGCGCUGGGUCGGGUCGCUGUUCAACCUGGGUAUUGGAUCUUGUCGCUUGCCUGUUAGCUGGAAUGGCCCCUUUAAGACAAAGGAAUCUGGAUACCCCUUGAUCAUCUUGUCCCAUGGCCUAGGAGGCUUCAGGGCAUUGUACUCAGCCUUCAGCAUGGAGCUGGCCUCCCGUGGCUUUGUGGUUGCUGUUCUGGAACACAGGGACCAGUCAGCUUCGACCACCUACUUCUGCAAGCAGACCCCACAAGAGAGCCAGCCCACAGAAUCCUUGGAGGAGGAAUGGAUCCCUUUCCGUCGAAUCAAAGAAGGGGAGAAGGAAUUCCACGUUAGGAAUCCCCAGGUGCACCAGCGGGUGAGAGAGUGCGUGCGGGUACUGCGGAUCCUGCAGGACGCCUCUGAUGGGAAGACGGUUCUCAAUGUCUUUCCUGGUGGAUUGGACCUGAUGGCCUUGAAGGACAGCAUCGACAUGAGCCGGGUGGCUGUGAUGGGACACUCGUUUGGAGGCGCAACAGCUGUCCUGGCUUUGGCCCAGGAGGUCCAGUUUCGGUGUGCUGUGGCCCUGGAUGCUUGGAUGUUCCCUCUGGAACAUGACUUUUACCCCAAGGCCCGGGGCCCUGUGUUCUUUAUCAAUGCUGAGAAAUUCCAGACUGUGGAGACCAUCAACUUGAUGAAGAAGAUAUGUGCCCAGCACCAACAGUCCAGGAUUGUGACUGUCCUGGGAGCUGUUCAUCGGAGUCAAACUGACUUUGCCUUCGUGACGGGCAACCUGAUUGCUAAAUUCUUUUCCAGUCACACUCGUGGGACCUUGGACCCUUAUGAAGGUCAGGAGGUUAUGGUGCGGGCCAUUCUGGCCUUCCUGCAGAAGCACCUUGACCUGCAGGAGGACUACCAUCAAUGGAGCAGCUUCGUCGAAGGCAUCGGACCAUCACUCAUCCCAGGGGCCCCACACUAUCUGUCCAGUCUCUAGGUGCAGAUCGUCACUUGUCGGUCGCUCGAGCCGAUCUCUCACUUAGAAGCUGCCCACGGAUACUUGUAACCUAGUGGCAGGAUCCUUUUUCACAGAUUGAGAGGACGUAAUCAGACUGCUGAUUGGGCAAUGGGCCCUUUGCUCUUGGAAUCGUUGAUCUUAAACCCACCUCAGAACAGAACGCAACUCACUGGCUGAUUGAGAAGCUGAAUUUAAUUUUUUUUUUU
This is a messenger RNA of Phodopus roborovskii (desert hamster), 1676 nucleotides long. It is a transcript of the gene Pafah2, whose product is annotated as platelet activating factor acetylhydrolase 2. Lineage: Eukaryota; Metazoa; Chordata; Mammalia; Rodentia; Cricetidae. The coding region runs from base 274 to 1449 and encodes 391 amino acids. The record is from RefSeq and is a predicted model, not a curated record. The transcript has 11 exons. Gene Ontology annotation, molecular function: 1-alkyl-2-acetylglycerophosphocholine esterase activity.